This is a messenger RNA of Agrilus planipennis (emerald ash borer), 639 nucleotides long. Its product is annotated as NPC intracellular cholesterol transporter 2. Lineage: Eukaryota; Metazoa; Arthropoda; Insecta; Coleoptera; Buprestidae. The record is from RefSeq and is a predicted model, not a curated record. Gene Ontology annotation, biological process: intracellular cholesterol transport. The transcript is spliced from 4 exons. The coding region runs from base 144 to 614 and encodes 156 amino acids. Gene Ontology annotation, molecular function: sterol binding.
GAGGACAGACGUAUUAUUCGAACAAAAGGCAAGAAGUGGAAGAGAACUUUCAUUUCUACCACCACAAGUUCGUUCUGUUUUGUGGUUAGUUUCUAUUCAGUCUGAGUGUCGUUCUGUUCGUGAAUUGUUGAGGAAAAUUCAAAAUGAAGUUUGCAAUUUUCGGGUUUCUAUUCUGUUUACUUGUCGUUUCAGAAGCCACCAAAGUGCAACAGUGUGAAAAUGGCCCUCCUCUACAAGACGGUCAGAUUACGAUUAGCGGAUGUGAUAAACCACCAUGCAGAUUGAGGAAGAAGAACACAGCUCACGCCUCAUUUACAUUUAGUCCCACUGAAGACAUACCAAAGUUAUCGAACACGGUCUUCGCUCAAAUCGUUGGAAUUCCAUUUCCGUUUAUUGGUGUUGACGGUACCAAUGCAUGUAAUCAAGUGUAUGAAGCUGAUGGAGAAACUAAAGCGAGUUGUCCACUUAAAUCGGGACAGAAAUAUGUGUAUAAAAAUAAAUUCGACAUUCUAGACAUUUAUCCAAGGUUAAAGCUGGUAGUACAUUGGGCUCUUACAGCACCUGGGAAUAAAGACAUAUUAUGCUUUGAAGUUCCUGCAAGAAUUACCAACUAAUUUAAAAUUAAAAAUGCAUCAUUUU